AUGCCGAUAAGUCAAUCGCACGGGUUCUCUAGCCCAAAGAGCGAAUUAACUGCGCUCGUGGUCGAUGACGACGGGGUUAGCCAAAAGAUUCAUCACCGGCUCCUGAACAUCCUUGGAAUCGAGAAUGAUGUGGUCGCGAAUGGAAAAGAAGCAGUUGACAUCCACCUAUCUGGGAAGAAAUUCAACCUCAUUCUGAUGGACAGGGACAUGCCUGUCAUGAAUGGUAUAGAGGCAACAAAGAGACUGCGAGAUAUGGGCAUUGGGAGCACCAUUGCAGGUGUUUCGUCUCACUCGUCCUCAAAGAUAAAACAAGAAUUCACUGAAGCGGGUCUUGAUGUCUAUCAUGAGAAACCUUUGACAGUUGCUAAGCUCCUCUCUGUUGUCAGUAAGAUCAAUCAUGAUUCAUCACAUGCUAAGGUUUUGCAACAAAACUUAUAA
Molecule: messenger RNA, 438 nt
Organism: Eucalyptus grandis
Lineage: Eukaryota; Viridiplantae; Streptophyta; Magnoliopsida; Myrtales; Myrtaceae
Product: two-component response regulator 24
Exons: 3
Coding region: 1-438 (145 amino acids)
Biological process (GO): phosphorelay signal transduction system
Source: RefSeq, a predicted model, not a curated record